AUGGAAGGAACAGAAACCAAGGAUUUUGGAGCAACUGAAUUUCGAGAGGAUAUCAAUAAAUCUACAGCAAAUAACAAUCAAUCUCAAUUGGAAUCACCAACGAAGAAACGCAAAAUCAUAGCAGAAAUGGCAGUUCCAGAGCAAUUCGAGGGUUUCAUGAUCCAUGAUACCAAGAACUGGAACAAGUUCACCAAGGAGAAGUUCACACCCAAGGUCUUCGAGGAAUACGAUGUCGAUAUCGAGAACGAAUGUUGUGGUGUAUGCGGCUCAGACGUCCACACCAUCACUGGAGGAUGGGGCGAGCUUGCCACAGCACCUAUUUGCGUCGGCCACGAAAUCAUCGGAAAGGUUCUGAGAGUUGGAUCACAAGUAAAGGAGUUCAAAGCUGGAGAUCGAGUUGGGGUUGGUGCACAGGUUCAAUCGUGCAUGAAGUGCCCGCAAUGCAAAUCCAACAACGAGAAUUACUGCCCGAAUAUGGUUGAUACUUAUGGCGCUCCAUACAAUAUCGGAGGAGGAAAUCCAAAUAAAGAUGCUGGUGGACCAAUGAAGGAUAAGGACGGGAAGCAAAUAUUCGCACAGGGAGGAUAUUCAUCCCACAGCCGAGUUCACGAACAAUUCGUUUUCAAGAUCCCGGAUAACAUCCCUUCCCACGAGGCUGGUCCUAUGAUGUGCGCUGGUCUCACAGUCUACUCCCCCCUCAAGCGCGCCAACACCGGUCCCGGAAAGAAAGUCGCUAUUCUGGGUAUCGGCGGACUAGGCCAUUUUGCUAUCAUAUGGGCCCGCGCAAUGGGCGCAGAAGUCUGGGCCCUCUCCCACACCCCCUCCAAAGAAGCCGAAGCAACCAAGCUCGGCGCCCACCACUUCGUCUCCACCCAGUCCCAAGACUGGUUCAAGCCCCUCGCCUACACAUUCGACUUCAUCCUCAACGCCGCAGACAUGACGCACGAGUUCAACCUGCAAGACUACAUGUCCACGCUCGCGAUCAACGGCGAGUUCCACAACGUCGGGCUGCCCGAUAAGCCGCUCCCGCAGAUGAUGGCGCAGGACUUCGCGGGUAACGGGUGUAAGAUUGCGGGCAGCCAUAUUGGGAGUAAGCAGGAGGCGGUGGAGAUGCUGAGGUUGGCGAGUGAGAGGGAGCUGCAUCCGAUGAUUGAGACGAUUGAUAUUUCUGAGGAGGGGUGUAGGAGGGCGGUGGAGAAGGUUAAGGGGAAUGAGGUUAGGUAUAGGGUUACGUUGACGGGGUUUCAUGAGGUUUUUGGGACGGGGAAGAAGUAG
Molecule: messenger RNA, 1275 nt
Organism: Cadophora gregata
Lineage: Eukaryota; Fungi; Ascomycota; Leotiomycetes; Helotiales; Ploettnerulaceae
Exons: 4
Coding region: 1-1275 (424 amino acids)
Biological process (GO): alcohol metabolic process
Molecular function (GO): alcohol dehydrogenase (NADP+) activity; zinc ion binding
Source: RefSeq, a predicted model, not a curated record